Anguilla rostrata (American eel) is the source of this 1877-nucleotide messenger RNA. Its product is annotated as schlafen family member 13-like. The record is from RefSeq and is a predicted model, not a curated record. Bases 51 to 1877 code for a protein of 608 amino acids. Lineage: Eukaryota; Metazoa; Chordata; Actinopteri; Anguilliformes; Anguillidae. The transcript is spliced from 5 exons.
CUUACAUCCGGGACUUCACAAACUGAAGGCGUGCCUUCCUCUUUAGUAAAAUGCGCAUGUGUGUGUUUGAAAUCUCGGCGGAUGACUUCCACUGGACUCGGCGUAAGAACAUGCAACCUGUAGUGCUGAGGGGAUAUCCAGACCAGGUCCUCUCCGUUGGGAGAGUGACUCUGGGUGAGCAGGCUAGAAAGGCCAUGAAACAGAAGCAGAGGAAGGAGAGCAAGAAGAAGAAGGGGAAGGAGAACAAAGAGAACAAGAAGGAGAAGGAAGAUGAGGAGAAGGAGGCGGAGGAGGAGAACCCGAAGGAGAAGCAGAAGGAAGCCGUCCUUAGGGCAGCCUGUGCCCUGCUGAACACUGGGGGGGGCAUAAUCCAGAUGGAGGCUGAGAAUCAGGACUACAGUUACAGCACCGAUGCUUUGGGUCAGGAUCUGGAGAGAGCUUUGAAAGAACUGGUGAAUCCUGCACGAAUGGAUGAUUUUUUUGAGUUUUCUCAACAGGGCACAGAGUUCCUCAUGUUUGUGAAGUCCUGGUGCUCAUCAAUCAGGCGAGCACGCAUCUGCAGCAUCAGCACUGGCCUCUGUCAAAGAUCUGAAACCUCAGCCGAGCAGGUCUCUUCCAGUGCUGCGAAUGAACUCCUGCAGAAGAAAGAGAGGAAGCUCUCUGAGAAUAGUAAAAUCUAUCAGUUUUAUGAAAGAAACACAGUGAACGCAAAUGAGCUUUUGGACUUUGGAGAGAGUCUGACCGUGGACUUCAAGGACUUUGGGAGUAAAAAUGUAUUAGUUCGACUUAGAGAGUGUCUUCCCAGGUACAUAUCUGCCUUUGCAAACACAGCGGGUGGAUUUUUAUUUAUCGGUGUUAAUGAUGCACGGAGAGUCACCGGAUGCGGCAGAGGUGAAAGUGAGGAGAAACUGGAAACGCGUGUUGCAGAAAUAUGCAGCAAGGCCAUCGCAGUUCAUCAGCACAGCUGCUCAAAAAGCCACAGCUGGUCUGCGGAACACCGUAUUAUCCCAGUUCUGGACAAGAAUGUCACUGAGUCCAGGUCCUAUGUCCUGGCCAUAAAAAUCCCAACUUUCUGCUGUGCUGUCUUUGAAAAAGAUCCAGAUUCUUGGCAGAUUAAAGACUCUCAGUUGAGCCGUCUCACUGCUGACCAGUGGUUGGAAAUGAUGGAAAGCACUGAACCAGUUAUCAAGCUGGCUGGAUCCUUCAAACAGCUCAGUAUAAAAGAUACACCUCCACAGUGUAGAACAGUUUACGGAUUUCAAGGAGAACAUCUGAAACUGCUACAGGACAAACUUUUUCCAGGUAUGGAAAUGAACAAGAUACUAUUCUUUUUAACCAGAAGCUGGGCUGUUGACAUUGGCAGGGUGAGAAACAGCUGUGUCAUCUGUGAUGCCGUGUUAAUCUGCCAGAACUCCCUGCCCUGUCUGUACACGGUCGUGGAAGAAGGCAGCCCGGAUGCAUGGGAAUAUGCGACAUCAACAGCGUUUCACCUCAAGCAGAAGCUGGUGAACGUUGGAGGCUGCUCGGAGAGAGUCUGUGUGGUCCCAAAGCUGGUGCACUGCCGCACUUUGGAGCUGAUCCCCAGAGAGCAGAACAGCCCUGAUGGGGGUGGAGGGAUGUUGUAUCCUGACUGCUACACGCUUGGCUCAGAGGAUCAGAUCAGAUCAGUGCUGCGCUCCUUGGUUAUCGUGCUGCUGAGCUUCACUUCGGCUCUGAGUGAUGAACUCCGGUGCAAGUUCCUAAAUUUGCUCACCAAAGAGCAGUUUGAGUUCCUUCAAACAUAUGAGGACAUCAGAGAGCUCUUCAUUCACGGUUUGCCAGGGACUGCAAAGCCACAACAUGAAGAGCGGCCUGCCGCCUCUGCCCAGUCAGAGUAA